AUGGAGGAGAUAGGCAGCUAUGUUGCCACACAGGAAAAGAAGAUAGUGUGCUCCCUGUGUGACUACCAGUGCGCGAGUGCAAACCCCGACCUAAAGAUGCACAUCCGCAAACGCCACAUGCCCCUGGAGGGUAGCAUGGACGCGUUCACAUGUGACAUCUGCGGCCUGAUGACCGUAAGCAAGAAUGAUCUAAAACAGCACAUGAAGUUCCACAAGAAGCUGUUCUGUGAGUACUGCAGCUUUGUCACUGACUGCCUGAGUAGGCUUCGGCGUCUUCUACUCGUGCAUACCAAGGAGAGGCCAUUUCAGUGCGGGCUGUGUCAAUAUAGGGCGUCCCAGAAGGAGCAUGUGUUGAGGCACAUGAGAUCACAGCACAACGUUGAGGUGGAGACGAGACAGAAGAAAACCUUGCUCGAUAUCCGGACAAUCUUGAAAGACGACAAUGUAAUAAUCCCUAAAAACGGCGAUGGAGGACAGGCAACAAUGUCGUCUAAAUACAAGGUGUUCAAUAUAGAAAGAACUGACAAUGUGGUGAAGUCUGAUGGUGUUGGACAGUUUGAGAAAUCCGAUUUCUCCAGUCAGGAGAAGAUCUUUGCCUGCAAUCAUUGCUCAAUGAAGUUUGCGAGGUUGAUUAACCUGUACAAGCAUCUGUACGCUCAACAUGAGUCGGUGAUGCCUAAUUCGUCCAGUAGUGGUCACCAGUGCGUUGUGUGUGAUUUCGUGACCAAUUCCAAGAAGAAUCUGCUGGUGCAUAUGCGGAAGCACAACAUGCAGGAUCAUUCCUCGCCCACUCAUGUGUACUCGUGCGUCUUGUGUCGCUAUAUGAACCACAAGCGGAUAAUCCUGUUCCAGCACAUGAAGAAGAAGCAUGGUAUUGAGAUUGUCAUGAAGGAAGAUGGGCUCAACUGCUAUGUGACCAUGGAAGCUGAAAACUUUUUGCAUGGCACCACGUCAACGGCAAAUGAGAUGCCGCUCUCUGAGAUCGUGACGACAGAACCAAUCAGCCGUGAUACGACCCUCCAGGUGAUAUCGGACUAUAACGCCUCCCUUGGCGCAGACAGGAUCUCCCUGGAUAACAUCAUCUCCAUGGAGGAGAUAGGCAGCUAUGUGGCCACACAGGUUGACGUCCAUGAACAAAGCAGCCUUGCAAGGAUACAGACACGUGAGGCUGCGGAGGUCAUAGAGGGACUCCAGGCACUAGCGGAGCAGCCUGGUAUCCUAGAGACACAGGGCCUUGACAACCAACUCACCACCGAGGUCAUCACCACGGAGAUACUUAACGAUGGAGAAAUCACCUUGGAUACUGGUUCUGUGACAGAAGGGAACCACGAGGGGUCUAGUGGGGGUUCUGCUGGGUAUGACGGGAGUUUUGGCGGUGGGGAGAGUGGAGGUUUGGUUGGUGCAUUUGUACAGCCAGAUCGCAUUCGGGGAUUUGGGAUGGGACAGCAUGUUGACGGCAGAAAUGGAAAUGAAGGGUUUCAGAGUAUUGGAGAGUUGGCAAGGGAGGUCAUUAGAGAUGAAGGACAGGAGAGUUCACAAGGGGAGGGAAUUGAACUGUCGGCUGAAGAAAUGAACCAGUUGUCGACUGGAGAUUAUGUGGAGAUAAAUGGCGAGGUGUAUAAUAUCAACCGCAGACUCACAGAACAAUAUAGGCGUGCUGAGGACGACCGAAACAGGCUACAGCAGGAGAAGGAUGCAGUGGAACGACGGUAA
This is a messenger RNA of Dreissena polymorpha, 1713 nucleotides long. Its product is annotated as RE1-silencing transcription factor-like. The record is from RefSeq and is a predicted model, not a curated record. Bases 1 to 1713 code for a protein of 570 amino acids. Gene Ontology annotation, biological process: regulation of DNA-templated transcription. The transcript has 6 exons. NCBI's taxonomy places the organism in Eukaryota, Metazoa, Mollusca, Bivalvia, Myida, Dreissenidae. Gene Ontology annotation, molecular function: DNA-binding transcription factor activity, RNA polymerase II-specific; RNA polymerase II cis-regulatory region sequence-specific DNA binding.